UCAUAUUUUAAUAACUUAAUUUUAUGUUAUCGGUUUUCUUCGUGAGAUCGACUUUUCGGAAUUAAUUGUAUAUGAUUGCAGACCAGUUAACGUUUUACAUCUUGCGUGACCCGGAAACAUGUCAAACAGCAGCACGAAUUCUCCAUUAACUUAUUACCAGACAUGCAGCGACUACACUGCUUGGUUGUAUUCAGUUUCAGAUCCUCGAGUGGCAAGCUGGCCAUUGAUGUCCUCCCACUGGCCUGUGCUAGCUAUUAUUUGCGGCUAUCUUGCAUUUCUGAAGUAUGCACCAAAGUGGAUGAAGCAACGAGAUGCAUUUAAACUAAACAACACAAUGAUUGUUUACAAUCUUGGGAUAGCUUGUCUCAAUCUCUACAUAUGCAAAGAGACGUAUUUGGCUGCAACGAAUCUGGGUUACAGUUAUGUUUGCCAGAAAGUGGUUUACUCUCUACAUCCGGAAGAAAUUCGGAUGGCAAAAGCAAUAUGGUGGUUCUUCAUGUCCAAAAUCGUAGAACUGACGGACACGGUAUUUUUGAUCGCAAGAAAGAAGACGAAUCAGUUGUCGUUUCUGCACAUACCAUCAUGAUACCAUCAUGCUACCAUGGUCUUGUUCUGGUGGAUCGGCUCCAAAUGGGUGGCUGGAGGUUCCGCCUUUUUCCCGGCAAUGACCAACUCCGCAGUUCAUGUUUUGAUGUAUUCGUACUAUGGAUUAGCCGCAUUUGGACCGACCAUUCGGGCAUUUUUAUGGUGGAAACCGUAUUUGACACAAAUUCAAAUGAUGCAGUUUGUGGCCGGUCUCUACUUCGGUGUGCAAUCCUUCUACGUUACCUGCGAAUUUCCCCUUUGGAUGAAAUGUGCCUUCAUUGCUUAUAUGGCUUCGUUGUUAGCUUUAUUUGCAAAUUUUUACAAUCGCAAGUACAAAAAGCAGACAAACGAUCAAAAUCGAGCUAAAUAAGUACUAGUAAAUGCAUCCCUUAAAGUUCUUCAUGAUCACGACCAAAUUUGUUUUAUAAUACUCGUGCGUUGUCUGCAUAAAAUCGA
Molecule: messenger RNA, 1041 nt
Organism: Paramacrobiotus metropolitanus
Lineage: Eukaryota; Metazoa; Tardigrada; Eutardigrada; Parachela; Macrobiotidae
Product: elongation of very long chain fatty acids protein 4-like
Biological process (GO): fatty acid elongation, polyunsaturated fatty acid; sphingolipid biosynthetic process; fatty acid elongation, monounsaturated fatty acid
Cellular component (GO): endoplasmic reticulum membrane
Molecular function (GO): fatty acid elongase activity
Source: RefSeq, a predicted model, not a curated record